AUGCAAAAACUGACGGAGCGCAUAGACGACCUGAAGCAAAGAAUCGCUGCUUGGGGAAAGCGGAUUCGGCGAUAUACCGAGAGGUCGACACCAGUUUACCAGAAUCGUCUCUUCCAGAGUGAUCAUAAGAGGCUCUAUAAAUCAUUGGAGCGAUCAAUAGUAAGUGGAACGGGCCCAGCACCAAAUCAGGCCGACACGGUCGCAUUCUGGCGUAGCCUGUGGUUAGAGCCCGUAAACCACAACGAGGGCCCUUGGACGGAAGUUGUGGCGAGGCAGUGUCCGGGUAUUACGCCCAUGGACCCCGUCAUCAUAACGCCGGAUGACGUAGCUGAGGCGGUCCGUAUGGCCCCGAACUGGAAAAGUCCGGGGCUUGACGGGCUGCAUCACUACUGGCUGAAGGGGUUCAUGCCGGAUAUAAUGCAAAAACUGACGGAGCGCAUAGACGACCUGAAGCAAAGAAUCGCUGCUUGGGGAAAGCGGAUUCGGCGAUAUACCGAGAGGUCGACACCAGACCGGAAUCGUCUCUUCCAGAGUGAUCAUAAGAGCCUCUAUAAAUCAUUGGAGCGAUCAAUAGUAAGUGGAACGGGCCCAGCACCAAAUCAGGCCGACACGGUCGCAUUCUGGCGUACGCCUGUGGUCAGAGCCCGUAAACCACAACGAGGGCCCUUGGACGGAAGUUGUGGCGAGGCAGUGUCCGGGUAUUACGCCCAUGGACCCCGUCAUCAUAACGCCGGAUGA
This is a messenger RNA of Parnassius apollo (apollo), 738 nucleotides long. The record is from the annotation of a GenBank genome assembly. Lineage: Eukaryota; Metazoa; Arthropoda; Insecta; Lepidoptera; Papilionidae.